AUGUCCGCCCUGCCCCGAAAUGCCCCAAGAAGGGGUCUGAAGAACCUCAACCUCAGCCUCGGCCUCGGCCCCAGAGCACCGACCCCCUUCAUCUGCUCAUCAUGCCGACGAUCUCAACUCCAAACACAGCCGCAGUCGCCGCCGCCCCGACGACACUUCUCAGCCACCACCGGCGCCCGUGGAGCAGCAGCACCUCCACCCCCACCACCGCCCUCGUCAGGCUUCGCGCGUCUCACGAGCCGCCGCCUCAUCUCCAUCGCUGGCGCUGAUGCGCCGCGCUUCCUUCAGGGCAUAAUCACGUCCUCGAUCAGCGCGAACCCGCGGAACGCCAGCGCCGAGCCUAGCACGCCGCGCACCGACGGCUUCUAUAGCGGAUUUCUCAACGCCACGGGCCGCGUGCUGCACGACGUAUUCAUAUAUCCGGACACGGUGGGCGCGGCCGGGGACCUGAGCCUGGGAGCUGGAGAGGCAUUCAUCAUUGAGGUGGAUGCGGAGCGGCUGGGCGACCUGCUACGGCAUCUUAGGCGUUAUAAGCUCAGGAGCAAGCUGAAGGUGCGCGCAUUGGAGGAAGGGGAGUGCGCGGCGUGGCAGGUAUGGGACGAUGGUGCUCCAGAGACGGGUGCCGAGAUGGAGGCGCCGCGCGUGGGCAAGGAGGACGGCAUCGUGCUGCGAGAUACGAGGGCGCCGGGCAUGGGCUACCGUGUACUGAGCAAGCGGGCAGACGGGCCGCAGCUGGACAUGGAACAGACCGCUGACACCGCCUACCGCAUCCGCCGCUACCUCCAUGGCGUCGCGGAGGGCCAGGGCGAGAUGAUCCGCGAGCAGGCGCUGCCGCUCGACUCGAACAUGGAUCUGAUGGGCGGCAUCGACUUCCGCAAGGGCUGCUACGUGGGACAGGAGCUGACGAUCCGCACAAAGCACCGCGGCGUCGUGCGCAAGCGCAUCCUGCCGUGCGUGCUGUACGAUCCCACCACGCCGCCGCCGCAGCGUCUCGAGUAUAGCCCGGAUUCCGCAACCCAGGCUCUGCCAGCCGAGCAUAUACCAGCGGGCCUCAGCAUUGGCCGCGACGGCAAGAAGGGCCGCAGCGCCGGCAACUGGCUGAGCGGUGUGGGCAACGUCGGGCUGGCACUGUGUCGUCUGCAGAUCAUGACCGAUAUCGAGCUGCCCGGCGAGACGGCCACGGCGCCGUUCGAUCCCGCCGACGAGUUUGUCAUGAAGAUGGGCACGGACGAGGAUGGGGAUGCGGAUAAGGGCCGGGCGGUCAAGGUUAAGGCUUUCGUGCCGGAGUGGCUGCGUAGGAGGCUGGAUGAGAGUAAUACCUCUACGCACUAG
Messenger RNA from Anthostomella pinea, 1332 nucleotides. The record is from the annotation of a GenBank genome assembly. Lineage: Eukaryota; Fungi; Ascomycota; Sordariomycetes; Xylariales; Xylariaceae.